ACACGCAGUUUCACACACGCAGAGCCGCGCAUGCAGAGCCGCGCAUGCAGAGCCGUGCCCGACGCUGCGAGCGCGCUGCGGCCACACAACUUCACACUCAGCUUCGAUGUGAGCCCGGACAGAAAGGAGGACGUUUUCACUGCAGAAACGAGCUCUAGCUUUUGGUGAGUCUGAUUGCCAAAAGAAAAAUGAAAUAAAUAAGCAAAUAAAACUAAAGAGACACUUUUUGGAGAGAGCGCAACCAGCGGGCGAGAUCAACCCGAAGGAGGAAUACAGCAGGGACUUCAACGCCGGGCGACUUCUUUUUGCAAGGACUUUUAUUUUAUUUUAUUUUAUUUUUUUAAAAGCACCCUGUCAUCUUUGUCGAGAGGAGGACAGAUACUCCCCGGGAAGAAGCGCUUCAAAGUUUGGAGAGCGGAGCCGCGACACCACAAGAGAAAACCAACUUAUCCCGGCAACUUUCUCCUUCCCGACGCGUCUGGAGGUUUCCAUCCAGAGGCAACUUUACCCCUCCUGAAGACUAACCGCUUCCACCGGGGCCAAGAGGAGGUGCGUGUGCAGCCUCCACUUCACAAUCAUAAUAAUCAUCAUCACAAUAAUAAUAAAAAAAAAAAAGUUACCAAAGGGGGAGAAAGUGCGAGAGCCAAGAACUGUGCGCUUUGAGAAGUUGUGAGCAGAAACCAGGAGUGACUGACGCUGCAAAGAAGAAGCGCUUGCUUUGAGUGAGAGACUCUCCCCACCGGUGGAGACCCCCCCUGUGAGCCAGGGCAAAAACAAGAGAUUUGGUGUUUGUUGCGCUGUUGUUGGGGGAGGCAAAGAGGGGGGAAAAGACGGAUAAAGUCUGAGAGAGAAGCGGCUAAUUGCUUAGUCCGUCCCUCAUUACCAUAUCCAAUGCGCGUCCGCUGGACUCCAGCCAAUCCUCCCCACCUUCACACGGUGCCAUUCAUCGCGCGGCGUUAUUCCCUAUCAUAACUAUUAUCCCGACAUGCGCAAUCCGACGCACGGCGACGGCAACACCGGCUAAUUUCACGGCUUUUUUUUUCUUUUUUUUUGCCCCCACCGUCCCUCUCUCUCUCUCUCUCUCUUUCUCUCUCUCUCUCCACACACACUUCCACGCUGUUUUUGCGAACUUUUUGCCCGUGUUGAUUCAUUCCGCUCGCCGCUGAUGUAUCUGCAAAGCGCAGACGCAUCCCGGAGCGCACAUCCAGCAGCAGAAACAGCAGAAGAACCAGCAGAAACAGCAGCAGAAACAGCAGCAUGUCCCGACGCAAGCAAGCCAAGCCGCAGCACCUCCAGUCGGACGAGGACCCCGCACUGGCCGGCGUGAUCUCCCAGCGCGCCCGAGGUGAUGCGCUGGAUGAUGCCGAUAGCGGGAACGAGAGCCGCAGCGGCAGCGAGGAGACUCACGUGUGUGAAAAGUGUUGUGCUGAGUUCUUCAAGUGGUGCGAUUUCUGUGAACAUUUAAAGAGCUGCACUAAGAAUCCCCUGGUGCUCAUAGUGAAUGACAAUGAGGACACACCUAUCCCCUCCCAGGAGUACCCCUCUGAGCCCUCGCCUGUACCCAGCUGCCCCAGCGAGCAAGAUGACAGCGAGGACCCCAGGGAGGGCAGCCACAGUCCUGCUGGUGAGGGGGAUGACAUCCCAGAGACAGCGACAUUAAAUGGGGUCAAUGUCCUGGAAAAGGAGGAAGAGCAGAUGGAGCUAGAGCUUUCUCCUGUAAAAAAUAUGGAUCCUGAAGAAAGAGACAUGACAUCCCCCGAGCCAGAUGGCUCCCUACCUCAGCUCGACAACGAUGUUGUCCCCUCGGCUAUUACGAGCUACACCAUGCCAAGCACCAACGUGACCCUGGAGACCCUGCACGGCACCCGGGUCGCAGUUGCCCAGUUUUCUCAGAGUGUAAGAGCAGCGGUGAGCAGUGGGGUCCCCACUAUGGCUAUUCCCAUGAUCCUGGACCAGCUGAUGGCACUUCAGCAGCAACAGAUUCACCAGCUUCAGCUAAUAGAGCAAAUUCGAAGUCAGGUGGCCCUCAUGAACAGACAAUCUGGCCCACAGCCCACUCUCAACCACCAUCACAGCAAUGUUGCUGGAAACCAGGGGCCAGCAUCUUCCUGCGUCCCUCCAGUUGCAAGUCAGCUUCAGCUGCAUAACUUCAUUACUCCACCGGUCCAUCAGCUGCCUGUUAGGUUGCCAGCUACCCUCGGUGGUCAAGUCCCUUCAUCUCUGACAUCAGCUAUCGAAGGUCCCCUCUCUCAAACACCACAAAGUGGCACUCAGCAGUCGAACCCCUCAGCUCCACACUCAUCCUCGAAUAAUCCAGUGUUUACCCCACCAAGUGGUUCUGGAUUGUCCUCUCUACACCCCCCUUGUUCACCAUCAGUCACAAAUAACAGCAGCAGCACUAGUAGUAGCAUAACAGGAGCCAGCGGCAUCAGCAGCAGCUCAGCUCUUCCCAGAAACUCCACCACCCCUCCCUCCCUGAGCCACAGCGGCCUCCUGAGCUCCGCCUCCAGUCUACCACUGAUACCUCACAGCUCCUCGAGCAGCGUCAUCUUCCCCAAUCCACUGGCCAGCAUAGCGGCCACAGCCAACGCGCUCGACCCUCUUUCAGCACUAAUGAAGCACCGCAAGGGAAAGCCCCCCAAUGUGUCUGUGUUCGACACCAAGCCCAGCUCCGAGGACCCUUUCUUCAAGCAUAAAUGUCGUUUCUGUGCCAAGGUGUUUGGAAGCGACAGUGCCCUGCAGAUCCACCUGCGCUCCCACACUGGAGAGAGGCCCUACAAAUGCAACAUAUGCGGCAACCGUUUCUCCACCAAGGGGAAUUUGAAAGUCCACUUUCAGAGGCACAAAGAGAAAUACCCACACAUCCAGAUGAACCCUUAUCCCGUGCCAGAAUACCUGGACAAUGUGCCUACAAGUUCAGGCAUUCCAUAUGGCAUGUCGUUGCCCCCUGAAAAACCUGUUACCACGUGGUUAGAUAGCAAACCUGUCCUCCCCACCGUUCCCACCUCUGUUGGGCUUCAGCUGCCACCGACACUCCCAAGUAUGAUUGGAGGUUAUUCUGAGUCUCCAAGCCUCACUCCACUUAGCAGGUCUCCUCAAAGGCCUUCGCCACCCUCAAGCGAGUGUGCAUCUUUGUCCCCGAAUAUUGCUACUGACUCGGGCAUGACCACUACUUCACCCUCCCCAAAGCACAGCCUUGGGAGUGAUGCACCUCCUCUCUUGAAACCUGAAGGCAUUCUUUUGUCCCCGAGUUGUUUGUCUAGGCCGGGAGAGAACACGACCACCACAGUCACGGUAACUCAAGUGCUUCUUUCCACCACUGUCACCUCCACAGCAUCAUCGGGAUGUAGCCAGGUCAGCGAGCCCACCAUCACUAGCCCCAGCUCAGUUUCUAAUCUUGCCUCCCAUCCUGUCCUCCCCAUGCUAUCAGACCAGUUUAAGGCCAAGUUUCCUUUUGGAGGUCUCCUAGACUCUAUGCAAACCUCAGAGACAUCAAAGUUGCAGCAGCUUGUUGAGAAUAUUGACAAGAAGAUGACCGACCCCAAUCAGUGUGUUAUCUGCCAUCGUGUUCUGAGCUGCCAGAGUGCCCUGAAGAUGCACUACCGAAUCCACACUGGUGAGAGGCCUUUCAAAUGCAAGAUAUGCGGACGAGCAUUCACCACCAAGGGAAACCUGAAAACACACUUUGGUGUCCACAGGUCCAAACCCCCGCUUCGAGUCCAGCACUCCUGCCCUAUAUGUCAGAAGAAGUUCACCAACGCUGUUGUGCUGCAGCAGCACAUUCGUAUGCAUAUGGGAGGGCAAAUCCCCAACACCCCUCUCCCCGAGAGCCUGCAGGAGAUGGAGACAGACCUGUCCUUUGAUGAGAAGAGCUUAGAUGCAAUGAGUAAUUAUGAUGAUGACCUCCUAGAUGAAAUGGAACAGGCUAUGGAAGAUGAAGCUGAUCUAAGAGAGGGAGAAAUGGACCCAUCUAAACCUUAUUCACCUGGGAUUUCUCCCCCACCUUCCAUAAUCUCCAGCAUUGCUGCGAUGGAGAAUCAAAUGAAAAUGAUUGACUCUACUGCCAACAUGGCUCGCUCAUUUGGCCAGAAGCCUCAACAGAACGGAAGCAGCUUCGCAAUGGAGACGGACUGCUUCGCCACUGACUGUCUGUCUGCGAUGGGGGAUGCUGAGGGUCAGAGUUUGGGGAGCCCCGCUUUGUCUGAUUCCUCUGGCUCUAUGCAGCAUUUGUCCCCAGCUCACAGCCAUUCUGAGAGCCAGCGAUCCAAGUCCCCUGCUACACUCAAUAAUAACAACAACGGCGGUGCCACAACAGGAGAGGAGGGCCAGGAGAACAAUGCAGCCGGCUUGGCAACGGUGAAGUCGGAAAAAUCUGAGACCCCAUCUCCGCUUUCUGCAACUGAAGGCAACGGGGCCCUUGACCUCACCGCCACUCAAUCUGGCAGGCACUUCAUCAAGGAGGAGAGCCACUUCAACAUGCUGUUUCUAAACAGAGACAGAGGGUUAAGUACUCCCAAUUUAGCCAGCACUGCAUCAAACAUGAUCAAAAUGGAAAUGAAUGGACAUGGAAAGUCGUUAAGCGACAGCUCCCACUUGCCCAUGGGCAUUCAGGUUCCCGCUGCGGCUCCAGCGACCACCAUGAGCCCCAGCGUAAACCCCAUGUUGGCUCCCCCACCUCCACGUCGCACUCCUAAGCAGCACAACUGCCACUCGUGUGGGAAGAACUUUUCCUCAGCCAGCGCUCUGCAAAUCCACGAACGCACACACACAGGGGAGAAACCUUUCGCCUGCUCCAUUUGUGGAAGAGCUUUCACCACAAAGGGCAACCUGAAGGUUCAUAUGGGAACACACAUGUGGAACAACGCUCCCGCCCGAAGGGGCCGACGGCUGUCCGUGGAGAAUCCCAUGGCGCUGCUGGGCGGGGACGCCAUGAAGUUCAGCGAGAUGUUCCAGAAGGACCUGGCGGCCCGGGCCAUGAACGUGGACCCGGGCUUCUGGAACCAGUACGCGGCAGCCAUCACCAACGGCCUCGCCAUGAAGAACAACGAGAUCUCCGUGAUCCAGAACGGAGGCCUCACCCAGCUGCCCGUCAGCCUCGGCGGGCCAGGAAUCACCUCUUUGGGAGCGCUGCCCGGGGGGAUGGAGCGCGUUCACGCCGGCAGCAGCCCUCCCAUGACGGGCAUGGACAAGGCAGGACUGGAGGGCGCCAGCCGCCCCUUCUCCAGAUAUCUGGAGGAGAAUAAAGAGAUUGGGAUCAAUUAAAAACCUUUCUGUGUUAUUCCAAGGUAGGCAAAGACUGAUGAGGAAAGAAACUGUUGAUCCAGUCCGGACUCAUGCAUACUAAACUAUGUACAGAUUAAAUAUUUUUUUUGUUUGAUUUUGGAAAUAUAAUAUUUAGUAUUGAUUAGAGGUCUUUGCCUUCCACUCAUUCCUCCCUCACUUGAUAUUUCACCUAUACAAAGAAAACUUUGUCUCUUGUUUGAGAAUAUGUCGUCUUGCAAGAUUUGCAUGGUACUUAUUGGUUUUUAUCCAUAUGUUUGACUGCUUUUUCUGAAUUCCUUUGAAAACCAGGACCCUGCCUCAGAGAUAACGGGCGUGAGACUUAGCCGGGGCAGAACUCGGGAACACAGGAGGACAGUUUUGUUCAAAGACAGUCUGGCCUUUAUCCAGCAGCCAAGUUUACGGUUGCUCUUUUAGACUGAAAAAAAAAGAAAAACAAAAAGAAAAAGACUCAAGUAAAGUGUUUCUGUGCUCGGCUGAUUUUUUUUCUUCUUUUUUUUUUCUUUCUUUUCUCAUGGACUAGAAAACUUGAAAAAAUAAUGUUUGAAAUAUUUUAAUCUUUACACUUAGUCUCUCAGCAUUGUCUUAUAAUGUUGUCCUGUGUCUUUAGUAUUUAUGAUAUUGACAAAAAAAAGCGGGUAUACAAAAAUAUAUUUAAUGGCCCAAGCAUUUUAUUGAUUCUUUUUUUUCUAAACUGCAGGCUUCACUGAUGAGUCUCUCUCUGUCUGUAAAGACAAUAUGUCAUUUGAGUUGAACAACAGAGAAAAACUGUAGGUUUUAUUUGGAUAUCUGUUGAGGCUAUGUGCAUUUCGUGACAUGAUAAAGAGGCAAGAGAUAUCCAAAGCUGCUAUGACCACAACCCUGCUUUUAACCUUUGUAAAAAAGAAAAAGAAGAGGCGAUCCUUUUGAAGAAAUAUCUAUGUAUAGAAAUACAGGCAAAUCUAAAACAGGUAUGCAUAUUUUGUAUCACAUAAAAAUAGACACCAUGAGUUGAGAGUACUUGUCAUGUUUGUGAAUGCACUUUUUCAAAACAAGACGUUUUGUCUGUGAGUUCCCGUUAACCUUUUGACUGAACUAUCUAUCACGUGCUGUUUUCAUCGUUUCCAGCAGACCACUCCCUCCGCCCACAGAGUUGCUUCUCUGUUCUUGCAUCUGUGCGACUCGUCAGAGUGCAAACUCAUCACUCAAUCAAAACCUUCUCGAAUAAAAAAAAGGAAAAAAAAAAGAAAA
This is a messenger RNA of Cololabis saira (Pacific saury), 6510 nucleotides long. RefSeq names its product spalt-like transcription factor 3a (gene sall3a). NCBI's taxonomy places the organism in Eukaryota, Metazoa, Chordata, Actinopteri, Beloniformes, Belonidae. Gene Ontology annotation, biological process: regulation of transcription by RNA polymerase II. The record is from RefSeq and is a predicted model, not a curated record. Gene Ontology annotation, cellular component: nucleus. Bases 1258 to 5262 code for a protein of 1334 amino acids. Gene Ontology annotation, molecular function: RNA polymerase II cis-regulatory region sequence-specific DNA binding; DNA-binding transcription factor activity, RNA polymerase II-specific. The transcript is spliced from 4 exons.